GUAUUUAUGGCCUUCAAAACGAUGAAAGUGGACCUUUGAAUGAUGGUCAAAUGCACGAUUUAACUUCAGCUGUAUAUAGAGCAUGUACCGAGGUGGGAUUCUUGUACCUAAAAAAUCAUGGUAUUGAUUUACAACAGGUAGAAAAAGUGCGAAGUGUAUCGAAAGCAUUCUUCCUACUCCCAGAGGAAACUAAGAAACGUUACGCUCGAGUAGACGGCAAUAACUUUGGUUAUAUUGCCAAAGAAGUUGAAAGACUUAAUCCGGAAAGAGAGGCUGGUGAUCUGAAGGAAGCAUUCAAUAUAUCUCCCAACAUUGCUAAGAAAUGGCCCGAAGAAGAGAUCCCUGGAUUCAAAGAUGAGGCAAUGACGUUAUUCAACCAGUGCAACAAGUUAUCAAUGAGGAUAUUGGAAGUUAUGGCCAUUGGAUUAAAAUUGGAUCGAGAUGCAUUCACAAAAUACCACACUCCAAAUAACAUAUGUGGCACUACGAUGAGAUCUCUUUACUACAAUCCUCUCCCAGAGGACUUCAUCCCCAAAGCGGACCAGGUGAGAUGCGGAGAGCACUCGGACUAUGGCUCAAUUACAUUGCUGUUCCAGGACGACGUCGGGGGACUCGAGGUUGCAGAUCGUUCUGGGCGAUAUAUGGCAGCGACACCUAUCGACGGUACAAUAGUUGUAAACAUAGGAGAUCUCAUGCAGCGUUGGACUUCUGAUACUUUUAUCUCAACUAAACAUCGGGUGCUAAUACCCAAAGAAGAGCUUCACAAAAAGGAAAAGAUGGCGCGUCAAUCAAUAGCCUUUUUCGUGCACCCCGAAGAAGACGCCAUGAUCUCGUGUAUAGAUGGCUCUGAGAAAUAUGAACAAAUCACCGCAGGAGAUUAUUUACAAAUGCGAUUCAAAGAUAGCUAUGGUGAUAAAAAUAAAAAAUCAAGGGUAACGUGGAAAUAAAACAAACGUUUGGAUGUCGACAGUUAUCACACGAGCAAUAUUUUCAGGCAUUUACAGUACCUUCCCAGAUAAUAUGAUCCAUAAAAUCACAAGAUUCAAUAAAAAAAAAACUGCAGAUUUAGCAGCUAAUUUCUGGUUAAUUUGUAAUGAUGUAUUUCUGUUUUGAAUAAAAAAAAUAUAAAAU
This is a messenger RNA of Owenia fusiformis, 1131 nucleotides long. Lineage: Eukaryota; Metazoa; Annelida; Polychaeta; Sabellida; Oweniidae. The record is from the annotation of a GenBank genome assembly.